AAUGCAGCUUGUUCAAAUUUAAAGGCCCCCUUGUGGCUCCAAAGGUUAGGGAGUAGCGCGAGGGGUUUUGCCCAAGGACCCACCCUGGAUGAAGCUCAUCGUGCCCCAUAAGAAUCGAACCCUGAUUUCCCGUCCCAGCCAACUGAGCCAUCCAGUCGCCCAAAGUCAAGAGCAACAUCAGUUUGUCAAACACAGAUAAACAUGAGAGUGCUUCCACUGCCCUGGCCAGACUCUGGAGAGAAAGAGAUCAGUUUGACCAGCUUCCUCUGACAAAUGAUGCUGCGGAAAAAAACUGUUAAGAUAACAGCAGAACUUAAUUGCUCACCAAAGACAGCAAGAGCAAUCACGAUGGCUUUGCCUUUGCUGCCAACUGGUGCCAUCUGUAUCCUUGCCCUGUUCUUCUCUGCUUCUGCGCUGCCACCAGUUGAGCCCCCAUUAAUCCAUGACCACCCAUUUGUGGCCAUUUGGAAUGCUCCUACCGAACAGUGUCAACGGCUCGACAUUCCUCUAGACACUGCAGCCUUCCAGGCAGUGACUACACCCACAAAUAGGCCAGGUCAGUUCCUUACCAUCUUUUAUGAAGACCGUCUUGGACUUUACCCUAAAGUUGACACCAUGAAGCGUAAAAUAUACAAAGGCGGCAUUCCCCAAAAUGGCAACCUGACUGAGCACCUUAUAAAGGCUCGGGGCCAAAUAGAUCACUAUAUCUCCCAAGACUCCUCUCCUGGGUUGGCUGUAAUUGACUGGGAGUCCUGGCGUCCACUAUGGGACCAGAACUGGGGUUCAAAACGUAUUUAUCAGAAGUUAUCAAUAGCUCAUGCUCUGCAUAUUGCCCCAUUUUUACCAUUAACACAGACUUUUAAACUUGCAAAGAGACUAUUCCAACAGGCUGGACGAACCCUCAUGGAAAAAACAAUUAGCCUUGGCAUUGGUAAACGCCCAAGCCGCCGCUGGGGUUUCUACCUUCUUCCUGACUGCUUCAACUACGGCUGGGACAAGUCAAAUUAUACAGGCAAAUGCUCAGUGAAGAUCCAGAAGCAGAACAAUCAGUUGCUUUGGCUUUGGGAACGAAGCACUGCCCUCUUUCCAUCUGUUUACCUCCACAAAAGCCUGAGGAAUUCCCCUCGGGCAGCCUUGUUUGUUCGAAAUCGUGUCCAGGAGGCAAUGAGGGUGGCAGCUCUUCCCAAACGUCCGUACAUGGUGCCAAUCUAUGUCUAUUCCAGGCCACUGUAUCGAGAUCAGACCCAGUUGUUUGAGAGUCAGAUGGAUCUCAUCAGCACCAUUGGGGAGUCUGCAGCACUGGGGGCCUCAGGGGUUGUAAUGUGGGGUGGCAUGAAGGACUACAACACUAAGGUUUCCUGCCAGUCUCUGUCAGAGUUCCUAAAAUUCACAUUCAACCCAUACGUUGCCAACGUGACGGCAGCCACCAUGCUUUGCAGCCAAGUCUUAUGCCAGGGAAAGGGCCGCUGCACCCGGAAGAACUACAACUCCCCAACUUACCUUCACCUAAACUCCAAUCAAUUCCGUAUAUUUCGGUCGGGAGAGAGGUAUGUGGCAGUCGGUCAGCCAUCUGCGCAGGAUCUCAAUACCUGGGCUGCAAACUUCACCUGUCAGUGCUAUGCUGGGUGGAGCUGCAAGCCGAAGCUUCUGUAUCCAACUUCAAUCAAAGUCAUCAGGGUUUAAGUUUUGGGGGGAAAAACUGCCCUUCAGCAUGAUCGCUUUUGUUGCUCUUUUUUUGUGGUAAUUUUUCAUUAAAUAAAGGAAAAACAUGUUUUGCUUCAUUGGCUUUCAAGAUGUAGUAGAAAAUGAAAAAUAUUAAGUUUAUACAAAUAAAUGUACAUCAAUCAUUUUGUAUGUAUAUGUCAGAUUUCACAUCUGUGUAAGUGUUGCAUCAGUGUUUUGUUUGCUUUGUUAAAUCUAUUUUAUCAGAGUAUUUUGCAUUUACCUAAUCAAACUACGUCACUCAGUAUUUGUUCUUCUUGCUAUAGUAUGUUUAUUAUUAUUUGUUUUCAACAGUUUUUUCUUAAUAAAGAAAUAAAUAUG
Molecule: messenger RNA, 2043 nt
Organism: Oryzias latipes (Japanese medaka)
Lineage: Eukaryota; Metazoa; Chordata; Actinopteri; Beloniformes; Adrianichthyidae
Gene: spam1
Product: sperm adhesion molecule 1
Biological process (GO): hyaluronan catabolic process; carbohydrate metabolic process
Cellular component (GO): acrosomal vesicle
Molecular function (GO): hyalurononglucosaminidase activity
Source: RefSeq, a predicted model, not a curated record